This is a messenger RNA of Cladocopium goreaui, 2217 nucleotides long. NCBI's taxonomy places the organism in Eukaryota, Dinophyceae, Suessiales, Symbiodiniaceae. The record is from the annotation of a GenBank genome assembly.
AUGGCAUCGCAUUUUCAGUCUGCCUCGCGGUGGUGUCUGCGUCUCGCGACACUACGCGGUGGACCGCACUUGAAAAGCUGGCUUUGCACGGUCGUCUCGACCGCCGCCCGCGACUUGCGCGCGUGGGUGAAAACAGCUGAGCGGCCGGGGUCCGUCUCGCCCACACGAGGUAGGCAGGAGAAAUUGCACCGACAGAUGCUGCAUGCGCCGCCCAGAUCACGACGUGAAACUUUGAGAGAAAAUGCGAUGUCUCUUCGUGCAGAUACGGUCACGGAGUCCGUACGGUCAACAUCGGUCAACAGCUCAUGCCGCGGGGGAUUCCACGGCUUGCUCCACGUCGCGAUGCAACCGGAGACUGAGCUGUUUUUCAUGUCGUUGCGUGUGGUCUUUGAAGCAAUCGGACGGAUAGCUCUCGAGGGCGCUCUCGAGGCUCUCCAAAGAGACGGCAAAGCCCGUGUGAUGCCCAAGGACAGCGAUAGCGGUCCGCGACCAGCGGCAAGUCGCAAAGAGCGAAAGGAGAAAAAAGUAAAGGAUGUGAAGGAUGUGAAGGAUGUGAAGAAAGUAAAAGAUGAUGUGAAGGUCGCCAGGGUCAGGAGUCCGAGUCCUCCGAGUCCGAGCCGAGGGAGCCGAGGGAGCCGAGCCGACUCCGUGUCUCCGAAGAAGGAGAGGAAGUCAGAGGUGAAAGUCGCAAAGUCCAAGCACUCCAAGCACUCCAAGCACAAGCACAAGCACGACGAGAAAGGUGAGAAAGGUGAGAAAGGUGAAAAGUCAAAGAUGUCCGAGAAGUCCAAGGUGGCAAAGCUUUCGGAAAAGUCGAAAAAGAAGCACGAAGAGGAGGCUCUCAAUGGCAGAAGGACGGCUGCCGGAGUGGUUGAGGAGGACGCUCAGGAGUCAGAAGAUGAAGGGAAGGGUGACACAAGUGAAGGCGAAGCAAGUGAAGCACCUAAGGCAAAGAAGCAAACUGCGCCAAAGAUGCCAGAGAAGAAGAAGAAAAAGGACAAGGAGGAGAAACGUCCCAAGAGUCCCAAGAGUCCCAAGAGUCCCAAGAGUCCCAAGACGAAGGCGAAACGGAAACAUCUCAAGGCCCAGGAGCACCAGGAGCCCCACCAGGACACCUCCGAGGCCGAGAAAACCGAGCUCGAAGCCACCUCCGAGGCAGAGAAGGAGCCUCCGAAGUCGAAGAGAAAGGCCAAAACCAUGGAAAAACAUGACAAAACGCUCGGAAAGACCGUGAAAGCCAAGGAAAAGAAGGAAAAGAAGGAAAUGAGGAAGAAAAUUCAGGAGUCAGAAGAUGAAGGGAAGGGUGACACAAGUGAAGGCGAAGCAAGUGAAGCACCUAAGGCAAAGAAGCAAACUGCGCCAAAGAUGCCAGAGAAGAAGAAGAAAAAGGACAAGGAGGAGAAACGUCCCAAGAGUCCCAAGAGUCCCAAGACGAAGGCGAAACGGAAACAUCUCAAGGCCCAGGAGCACCAGGAGCCCCACCAGGACACCUCCGAGGCCGAGAAAACCGAGCUCGAAGCCACCUCCGAGGCAGAGAAGACGGAGAAAUUCGAGGCGAGUUCGGAGGCAGCGGAGACGGAGAAAUUUGAAGCGACUUCGGAGGCUGAGAAAAGCGAGGAUCUGCCAGAUCUGCCAGAUCUGCCAGAUCUACCUCCAGAACCUCCAGAGCCAGAGGAUUUGCCGGAUCUGCCAGACCUGCCAGAGGAUCCUCCAGAAGCGGAAAAUUUGCCCGAAAAAGCGGAGAAGCUAAAAGAGGAACUGCUGGGCAAAGGCGGAAUGGAUCCACACUUUCGGGAGCCCAAUCUGACGCUUCUGCAGGAAGAUUUGAAAGCAGCAAUCACCAAAGUGAGCCAUGGAGAGGCACCAGUGAAGCGAGCUUCGCCUGUAAUCGAGUCGGAAGACGAGGCGCCACUUGGGGUGUUCCAUGGAUCCUGCGGUUGCAGUUCCCAUCGAUGCCUCCAACAAGUGUAUAGUUUGUAUAGUUUCAGAGUGAGUUGCACCCUCUCAUCCAUUUGCCAAUAUUUGCCAUCCAUUUGCCAUCCAUUUGCCAUCCAUUUGUCCAUGUCUCAUCCAUUUGCCAUCAAUAUCUUCUCCCAAGUCCCAAGUGGGCGGUUUUUUGAUGUUUUUUGGUUCCCAGAUGUUCCCAGCCCAGCUGCAUCCUUCCGGUCCUGCUCCGCUGCUCCGGUCCUGCGCAGUUCUCCACAUCCUCGGGCGUGA